Messenger RNA from Cyphellophora attinorum, 459 nucleotides. RefSeq lists its product as uncharacterized. The coding region runs from base 1 to 459 and encodes 152 amino acids. The transcript has 3 exons. The record is from RefSeq and is a predicted model, not a curated record. Lineage: Eukaryota; Fungi; Ascomycota; Eurotiomycetes; Chaetothyriales; Cyphellophoraceae.
AUGCAUCUGCAUGAAGGUCUGGCUGUGGCAGGCUCUAUCCUCUACUACACGUUGUUUCCAUUUUACUACAUCAUUUUGUUGCUCGUGAGGUUGAUUCUCAUUCUCUUAUCACCUGUAAUCUAUUUGGGCUAUGUCUUCAAGGAAGCCACGAUGAUACCGGUCAGAGUACUUGCUCACUUCGAGGCAUUAUGGUACUUCCUUGGCGCAGCGGUCGUCAUCGGUGUCAUCUUCGGGCUGGGCCUCCACUACACAAUGCGCGUGAUCACAGUCGUGUUGAAGCUUGACCGAAAACCCGAGCCAAAGCAUGAGCCAGCAGAGGCGUCGGAGAAAUCAACAGACGAGCAGCUCCCCCGAGAGGCAACAACGACUCGCGACAGAUGCCCGAAGAAGAACGGCAGCACCGCUAGUCCAGGAGCCUCGCGGCAGGAUCACGAUGCCUCAACCUGCUUCGUCGGCUAG